AUGACUAGUCUCGAUAAAUCCAUUGCUGACGUUGAGGUUUCUGCUGCCCUCGAGGCACUUUCAAUUGCUUAUGAAAAGCAUGAACAUUGUGAAUUACCUACAACUGAAGACGUAAUUAAAGCAUUGUCACAUUUACCAGGUCUUUCAACUAAAAAUCUAGUGUUUAAGGAUAAGAAGGAAGGAAUAUUCCUUCUCACAGCUGCUCCUAGUACAAUUAUUGAUACAAAGAAACUUGGUAUGAAACUAUGUGCUGCUGGUGUUGGUGGUAAGAAAUGGAAUCUACGUUUUGCAUCAGAAGAUGUUUUAAACAAUACACUCAAGGUCACAAAAGGAUCAGUCUCACCUUUGUGUGUCAUGCACGACGUGAAGAAUGAAGUACGACUUGUGCUUGACAAGGCAUUAUUAAAUACAACACAGAUCAAUUGUCAUCCACUACGUAACGAUCAGACGUACAGUAUCAAGUCCGAGGACUUGAUCAAGUUUGUCAACCAUUACAAUCAUGAACCUAUUGUAAUCGACUUUGCAGCAGACUUGUUGGGCGAGUCGACUACGGUGGUGGUGGAUACUCCUGUUGCUGUGAAGAAUGUAAAGGAAAAGGAGAAAAAGGAGGAGAAGAAAAAAGUAGUUGAACAAAAGACAAACGAAGGUAUGUCGGUUACGAAGAAGGAGAACUUUGCCGACUGGUACACGGAUGCAAUUACCAAGUCGGGUAUGAUUGACUACUAUGAUGUUUCAGGAUGCUACAUUCUACGUCCUUACUCGUACGAGAUUUGGGAGCGUGUACAGCAGUUUCUUGACCGCCAUCUGAAGGCAAUUGGUGUGAAGAACUGCUAUUUCCCCAUGUUUGUCACCAAAGAAAAGCUGCAGCGUGAAAAAGAACACUUGGAAGGCUUUGCUCCGGAAGUAGCUUGGGUCACCAAGUCUGGUACCUCUGAGAUGAAAGAUCCCAUUGCUAUUCGUCCUACGAGCGAGACCAUUAUGUACCCUGCCUUUAAGAACUGGAUCCGUAGUCACCGUGAUCUACCUAUGAAGCUCAAUCAAUGGAACAAUGUUGUCCGUUGGGAGUUUAAGAACCCCACGCCGUUUAUUCGUACGCGUGAGUUUCUGUGGCAAGAGGGCCACACGGCACACGCCACGAAGGAAGAGGCCGAUGAAGAGGUGCGUGCUGUGCUGAACUUUUAUGCGGCAUGUUACGAGGAGCUGCUUGCUGUGCCCAUGGUCAAGGGUGUUAAGACUGAGAAGGAGAAAUUUGCUGGCGCGGACUAUACCACGACGAUAGAGGGCUUUAUCCCCACGACUGGUCGUGGUAUUCAAGCUGCCACGUCGCACAUGCUUGGUCAAAACUUUGGCAAGAUGUUUGGCAUUGCGGCUGAAUAUGAGGACGGCAAGAAGCUGAUUCCGUGGCAAAACUCGUGGGGUUUUACCACACGUUCGCUAGGUGUCAUGAUCAUGGUGCACGGCGAUGACAAGGGCCUGGUGCUGCCGCCACGUGUGGCGCCUAUUCAAGUUAUUGUGGUGCCCAUUUUGUUCCAGAACCAGGACGAGAUAGAUGGGAUCCUUGCGAAGGCCGACGAGAUUGUUGUCACGCUGGCUAACGUUGGUGUUCGCAUCGAGGCAGACAAGCGCCGUGGAUACACACCCGGUUGGAAGUACAACCACUGGGAGCUCAAGGGUGUUCCACUUCGUUUUGAGGUUGGCCCUAAGGAUAUUGCCAAGAAGCAGGUGCGUGUUGUACGUCGCGACAAUGGUGCAAAGGAGGAUGUGCCUGAGGCCGAGCUAGGCACUCGCAUCCCGGCCCUUCUCCAGCAGAUCCAGGAGGAUAUGCUGGAACGUGCCACUGCUCAGCGUGACAGUCAUAUUUGUGAGGUAAUGGAUUGGAAAGAUUUCAUGCCUGCUCUGCAGGAUGGUUGUAUGGUGCUGACCCCGUUUUGCAAUGAGAUUGAAUGGGAGGAGAUUGUCAAGAACAAGUCUCGUGAGGAGUCGUUGACUCUUAUGGGUUUGGAGGAGGAAGCUGAUAACACGGCGACAAGUGCCGCCGCCAAGUCAUUGUGCAUUCCGUACAAGAAGAACGAGGAGAGCCCCGUUAGUGCCAACACGAAGUGCUUCAUAAGUGGAAAACCAGCAAAAUGCUGGGUGCUAUGGGGUCGUAGCUACUAG
Molecule: messenger RNA, 2157 nt
Organism: Peronospora belbahrii
Lineage: Eukaryota; Oomycota; Peronosporomycetes; Peronosporales; Peronosporaceae
Source: the annotation of a GenBank genome assembly